UUCUGCGCGAUGCUGGACGGCAUAAAGCUCGAGGAUCAUCCGCUGCGCUCGGGACAAGCCACCCUGGGAGUCAUGCUCGGGGCGGAAUGCCAUCACCCAUCCGUGUGCGAGGGAUGCCAGCGUCCGAUCUCGGACCGCUUCCUGAUGAGGGUCAACGACUCGUCGUGGCACGAGGAGUGUUUGCAGUGCACCGUGUGUCAGCAGCCCCUCACCACCAGCUGUUACUUCCGAGAGAGGAAACUUUACUGCAAGCACGACUACCAGCAGUUGUUUGCGACCAAGUGCAGCGGCUGCAUGGAGAAGAUUGCCCCCACGGAGUUCGUGAUGCGGGCCCUGGAGUGUGUGUACCACCUGAACUGCUUUUGCUGCUGCGUGUGCGACCGCCAGCUGAGGAAGGGGGACGAGUUUGUCCUGAAGGAGGGUCAGCUGCUGUGCAAGAUCGACUACGAGAGGGAGAAGGACUUGCUCAGCUCGGUUAGCCCCGAUGACUCAGACUCAGAGAAAAGCGAUGACGAGGAGUUGGACAUCAAGCCGGAGAAAGGCAUGGGAGGCCAGGGGAAAGGGGACGACGGGAAGGAUCCCAGGAGGCCCAAAAGACCCCGCACCAUCUUGACCACCCAACAGAGACGGGCCUUUAAAGCGUCUUUCGAGGUGUCCUCCAAACCCUGCAGAAAGGUGAGGGAGACGCUGGCCGCCGAGACGGGACUAAGCGUCCGGGUGGUGCAGGUGUGGUUCCAGAACCAGAGAGCCAAGAUGAAGAAGUUGGCAAGGCGACAGCAGCAACAACAAGAGCAGCAGAACUCUCAAAGACUCGGCCAAGAGGUGAUGUCCAGUCGGAUGGAGGGGAUGAUGAACUCCUUUACGCCGCUGGCUCCGCCUCAGCAGCAGCUGGUUGCCAUGGAUCAGAAUGGCUACAGUACGGAUCCAUUUCAACAGGGGCUCACUCCCCCACAGAUGCCCGGUGACCACAUGAACCCAUAUGGUAACGACUCUGUAUUCCACGACAUAGACAGCGACACGUCUUUAACCAGCCUCAGCGACUGCUUCAUGGCGUCGUCAGAAGUCAGCUCCAUGCAGGCCCGCGUGGGGAACCCCAUCGACCGCCUGUACUCCAUGCAGAACUCUUAUUUUGCGUCGUGAAAGAGCGAGAUCGUCGCCACGGAACAUGCUGCCCACCUCCGUUUGUCGGCUGAC
Messenger RNA from Lampris incognitus (smalleye Pacific opah), 1194 nucleotides. It is a transcript of the gene lmx1bb, whose product is annotated as LIM homeobox transcription factor 1, beta b. Lineage: Eukaryota; Metazoa; Chordata; Actinopteri; Lampriformes; Lampridae. Gene Ontology annotation, cellular component: nucleus. Gene Ontology annotation, biological process: neuron differentiation; regulation of transcription by RNA polymerase II. Bases 10 to 1140 code for a protein of 376 amino acids. The record is from RefSeq and is a predicted model, not a curated record. The transcript has 8 exons. Gene Ontology annotation, molecular function: DNA-binding transcription factor activity, RNA polymerase II-specific; RNA polymerase II transcription regulatory region sequence-specific DNA binding.